This is a messenger RNA of Coturnix japonica (Japanese quail), 15431 nucleotides long. Lineage: Eukaryota; Metazoa; Chordata; Aves; Galliformes; Phasianidae. The record is from RefSeq and is a predicted model, not a curated record.
AAUGGUCGCACAGGAAGAACUGUUUCACUUCAUCUCCGAGAACACUUGCAGCUCUGCCGUCGUUACAGCGGAGCCGCAGUGUCCCGGUGCUCCCACAUUUGGAUGCAGUCGGACUUCGCUCAUCGGCUGUCACCCUCCCUCAAGGCCGAGGUUCCUCCGCUCCGACAGACGGCGCUGCAGCACCGACGUAGCGCUGGGGCGUGACUUGCUGCCGUACCGGGCGCUGCGGGGCCGUACCGAGCCGCAGGCGGAGGUAACGUCGUGCGGGGCCCGGUGCGGCUCGCCCGCCCACCGGCACCCGCAGCCAUCUUGAAACUAUGUGGAAAUGGGGUAGCACAGAUGAUUCUCCUUCCAAAGCAGUAGCUGAGGGCUCUCAAGAUGCAAGAAACAUGUCGCUGACGGAUUUGAGUGAACAGCUGGCAAGUACUGAGCAGCUGGUAAUACAGCUCAAGGAGCUUGUUCGAGAGAAGGAUGCUGAGCUUCGAAAUAAAGAUCAUCAGUUAAAGGAGGAGAAGGAAUCUGCUGAUGCCAAACUUUCCAAAGUGAAGCUGCAAAACAAAGCCAAGGUUGCAUCGUUAACCUCACAACUGGAAGAACUUAAGAAGCAGUUAUCAGCAUCAGGAGGCUCAGAGGAAAAAGCAGAACCAAAAAAGGCAUCAAGAGAUGGUGACCAGGAAAAUGCUGCAGCAAAUCGUGGGAAAAUAUUGGUGCUGAGAAAGAGAAUUGAAGAGCUGGAAUCCCAGAUCACACAAAAAAAUGAAGAGUUACAAAAAAAGGAUGCUGAAUUGGAGGCUCAGCGCUACCGGGGGACUGAAAUGGAUGCCAUGCUGGCAGAGAAAGAAAAGAAGUUAGCUGAAAGAGAUGCCUAUAUCAUCGAUUUACAGAUAGCAUGUGGAUCAGGUGGUGUUACCAAUGAAGUACUCUUGCCCAAUGAAGAGCUGAAGAACGAACUAUCCAUUAAGGAAUCAUCACUACAAAGCAUGCAGAUUCUUGUUCAGCAACUUAACAAGAAGGUUGGAGACAGUGAAGAAAAAUGCAGCUUGUUCCAGGAAGAGAUUGAGAGUCUUAAAAACGUUCAGAGCAAUGAAAGAGAACGUUUCCAAAAGAUGGAAGCUAAGUAUAUAGAAAAUGUACGUGUGCUUCAAAAUAUAAUUCAUGAAAAGGAAAAAGAGCUGGAAGCACAGGGAAAAAAGCAUGAGCAGGAGCUCUUUAAAUUAGCUGCUAAGUCUGAUGCGAGCGCUGACUUAGAACAGCUUUUAAAGGCCUUGAAGCAGAAGCUCCACGAAAAGGAAGAAGUCAUGCUGGGAAGAACACAAGUGAUAGAUGUGCUGCAAAAAGAACUGGAUGCCAAAGACCAGGAGUUGAAAGAGAUUAAUGAAAGCAUGAAACGCCUUCAGUCUGAAAAAGAAAACCUCCAGUCCAAGCUGGAUGCCGAGAGACAUGUACUGAGAGCACAGAUAAAAGACAUGAUGGAGAAACACAUGCUUGAAAUGACAAAGGUCAGGGAGAAAUACGAUGCUGAACUGCAUGAAAUUCAAGAGAAACAUGAAACUGAGCUGCAAGAGAAAGAUCAGGCUCUGUUUCAGCUUAAGAAACAAGUGGCAGAAUUAACUGGUAGCAGGCAGACUAACUCAAAAGAUGUUGCAGAUAUGGAGUCUACAUCCAAAGAGAAGAUGGAAGAAUUAGAAGUACAAUUGAAAUUGAAAGUGGAGGAGGCCAGCAAAUCUGAAGCUAAGUUUCUAAAAAUGAAGGCUUGGUCUAAAUCAAGAAUCAAACAGUUGGAAGAUGAGCUGAAAAAUUUUUCAUCGAAGAAUAAUGAUCUGUCUGCCUUGAACAAUCGUGUGUCAGAAUUAGAAGCUGAAAAGGAAGAACUGGAAUUAAAACUGCAAUCAUUACAUGAAGUCAGAACUCAGAACGAAGAAUUGCUGACUAAGCUAGAAAUCUAUGAAGAGCAGCAAAGGAAGUUGCAAGCUGAUCUUGACCAAGUUACAAAAAGAGCAGCUUCACAGGCUAGUGAAUCGGGUAGUGUGGAUGAACUGCAGAGUCAGCUCAUGGAAUGGCAAGAAAAUGUACCAGAAUCAGAGGAGUCACGUGAUCGAGUCAGAGAAGAGAAAUCUGCCAUGGCCUUGAGAAUGGCUCAGAUUGAGGAGGAGAGAGAAGAACUGAUUGAGGAUGACUGGUUCUUUCCUGGCUGCUCUGAUCCAGACAUAGUCUCAGGGCAACAGGAGCUGGAGGAGGAACUGGCCACAGUUCAAGGAAUGGGCAGGCUGGAUCAGGCGGGAAGAAAAAGCAGUGAGACCAACAGGAAUCUUCAGGAAGAGUACAGCUUUGAUAGAAAGCAAUGCUUUCAAGAAGCUUUGAAUGUCACUCUGGAUAGCACUGAUUCAGCUGAAGGAGAAAAUAUGGGAGGUUGGUGGCCAGAAUACACUUCACCUAAUGCAGGCUUACGGAGUGUAGUUGAAGAGCUGGAAUUGGAAAGAAAUCAACUGCAGGAACAAAUUCUGUUUCUAGAAGAACGUUGUCAGGAUUUGGAAGAUAGAUUGCAGCUUCAAGGUAGAAUGGAAGCUCUUCAGGUAACGUUUGAUGUAAAGGAAGAAGGGCAGCUAUUGAGGGCGGUACAGAAUGAAAAUGAACGUUUUCAAAGUCAACUCACUCAGUUACGCAACCAACAGAUUCGAGACGCCGAAAAGCAUCAAAUUCUGAUCUCUGGCCUGAAUGAGCAGCUAAAAGGACUGAGUGAUCGAAAUAGCUUUCUUGAAACUUCACUUGGAGAAAAAGAAGAGAAACUGCUAAGCUUAACAGAAAAACUGGAACAAAUUGAAAAUAUGAGAAAACUGCUUCAAGAAAGGGAUCUGUUGAACAAAGAGCUGGGAGAGAAGCUUGUGCAUAGUGAACAAAAACUGAAGGAAGCCUUGAAGAAAUGCAGUAUGUAUGAAGUGGAGAACGCUGAGCAGAAAAACGUCAUCAGUGAUCUAACAGAAAAAGUUGCUAUGCUGAGGGAAAAGACUUUGAAACAAGAUGACAUGGUAGAAUCAAUGCAGCUGGAUCUUGACCAGACAAAUGAGGAACUUGACAAAUUGAAUACAAGCCAUUUAGAGGAAAGAUCUCAACUUAUUCAAGAUCUCCAGAAACGUGAAAGAGAAAUUGAUCAUCUUAAAGAAGCGGUGGCAGAAAAAGACAGGGAGUUAGCUGCCUUGUCUUUGAAUAUGACAGAAUAUUCAGAACAAGUUAUCAUCCUGAAGCAUGAAGUGCAAUGCAAAAAUGAAGAAAUACGAGCGAUAGAAGAGGCUUUAUUAAAGGCUGAAAGGGAGGCUGAUUCGCUGAAAGAAGUACAAACAGCCGAUGUGAGAGAUGCAAGUGUGAAAAUAUCUGUCCUUUCUGAGAAGAGUAAUACAAUGAGACUAGAACUGGAAAGAAUUAGAGUUGAAAAUGAAGCUAAAAACAAAGAAAAUGAGGAACUGAUAAGACAAAUAAGUGAAUACAGCAUUACAGUUAAGGAUCUCCGUUCUGAAAUCAAGGCCAAUCAUGUAGCAUACCAUAACAGUCUUACGGAGUGUGAGUCACAAAUUACUUUGCUGAAAGAACAAAUUAGCAAAUCAUCUGACAAGCUACAAGAAACUGAGAAUAGACAAAGAAAAGAAGCUGAAUAUUUGAAAUCUCAGAUUGAGGAAAAUAGCACUUUAAAAGAAAAAUGGAACAAUUUACUUAAAGAGAAAGAGAAUAAAGAACAGACUCUUGAAAAUGAGUUAAAAUCUAUUAAAGAUUCAUACAACAAACUAGUUUUGGAAGAUGCUAAAAAAGAUGAAGAGCUGGCUCAGCUAUCUAGAAAGCUUAUAGAACAUGCUGAACACCAGGAAACAAUUAAAAAAGAAUUACAGGAGAAACAGGAGAUCAUUAUGUCAUUAGAUAAGAAGCUUGAGUUUUUGGAACAACAAAAUGAAGAGACUAAACUUAAAUUAACUGAAGAUCUUAAAGCCAAAGAGACAUGUUGUGAAGAGCUUAAUAACCAAUUAAGUGAAAUACAGAAACUAAUUAAAAAAAUGGAAAUAGAGACACAGGAGAAAGCUUCAGCUAAUAAGCAGCUGCAGGCAGAUCUUGAAGAAAAAGAAACAAAAUUGGCAGAGCAAGUGAAAGCAAAUGAACAUCUGAAAAAAAGUAUAGAUAGAGUGAAAAAUGAGAAGCAACAGUUAGUCAGUGAAAAUGAGAAUUUGUCCAAACUUCUGGAUGUGAAGGAAUGUGAAUUGUUAAAGAAAAUCCAGGCUGUUGCAGAAAUAGAGAGCAAGUUAUCUUUUAGUGAUGCUGAAUACCAAAAAACUCUUUCAGUACUAAACUGUGAAAAAAACACUCUAGCAAAAGAAAUUGAACAACUCUCAGUAGCUGCAAAGCAAAAAGAAAAUUCAGUUGCGGAACAGCUGCAGAAGAAAACAAAGGAAUGUAAUGUGUUAGCUGGUCAGUUGUCUGAAAGCAAGGAACAAGCACAACAAUUGCAUGAACAAAUGCAAUCAGUUCUCAUUCAGCUGAAGGAAGCCGCAGACAAAGAAACAAAGAAAGAAGAAAUGUUAAAUAGUAAGUUAUCUGAAUGCAGUACCCUAAUACAAGAGCUGAGCCAGACUAAGGAACACAAUUUACUGCUGCAAGAGCAAGUUCAAAGCUUAACUUUGGAUUUUGAAACUAAGAGCAAGUGUCUAGAAGAAAAAAUCAUUCAGUGUGAUUCGUUGCAUAAGGAAACUGAAGACAACAAAUUGUGUAUUUUAGAGUUGCAGGAAGAAAUUAAAAAUCUUAAAGAGGACAAGAUGAAGUUAUAUCAGUUGGUAGAGGAAAAAGACCUGACUUUAAAAAGUCAGGGUUCAGAACUUGAAAUGUUUCGUAAGCAAGUUUCUGACAAAACUGAAGAAAGCAUGGUGUUAAAUAAUCAGCUACAGCUAUUAAGCAAAGAAGUGACUGAGCUUAAGCAUAAAAAGGAAGAGCUUUCAAACCUAUUGAGUGAGAAGUCACAUGAAUUUGAAAUUCUUCAGUCACAAUUGAUACAGAAACAGUCAGAUACUAGUUCUGCAAGGCAACAAGCACACACGGCAGCUCUAGAAAAUGAAAAAUUGAAAGUAGAAAUUGAGAAUGUUAAUGCAAUGAUAAUGAAAAAAUCAGAAGAAAUAGCUACUUUAACUUCACACUUGUCCCAACAGAAUCAUAAUAUUUUAGCUCUGAAGGAUGAAAUUGAUGGCCUAGUGGUUGAAAAAGAAAACCUAAAAACUCUCGUGGGAGAGAAAGAAACUCUUAUUUCUGAGAAGGAUGUUUUGCUACAACAAAUGAAGGAUAGCAAAAUGGCAGGAGAAGGGCAAUAUUUGCAAGUCAUUUCAGAUCUACAAAACCAAAUGCAAACCCUAGGUUUUGAAAUCAGCCAGCUUAGACAGACAAUGCAGGAGAAAGAAAAUGAAUGUAAGAGGCAAGCCCAAGAAUUAAAGUUACUAAAAGAUAAAACUGAGGAGUCUGAUAUACUUAGGGUUCAACUGUCUGAGAAUAUGGAGGUUAUUUCUGACCUUCAAUAUCAACUUAAAAAUUUGACAGAAAAAGAAGCACAGUUGAUUGAUUCACUUACACAGAAGGAUGAAUGUUUAAAACAAAAGAUAGACGAAUAUGUUAGUUUAAAAGCACGCCUUUCUGAUGUACAGGAAUCAUCCAUUUUGCAGCAGAAACAGAUAGAGCUUUUAACUUCAGAAGCAGAACAAUUAAAAGUACUUGUUUCUGAGAAAGAUUUAACUGUCAAUAAUAUUUCAUUAUUCAGUGAGAAUUUAAAGAUGCAACUUCAAGAAAAGGAGAAUGAAUGUGUUGUCUUAAAGAAACAGGUAGCAGAGCUGGAGGAAGUAAAAGUGAAUUUACAAAAAGAAGUACAACAUCAGAAGAAUGUAAUAAUAGAAAAGGAACAGUCCUUAUCAGAAAACGAAUCCUCACUUAUAGAAAAUAAAACUCUUCUCAAAGCUCUGAAGGAGAAAGCACAGGAAGAUGAAGAGAAGAUAAGUUUAAUCUCUCAGCUUCAAAGUCAAGUACAUGUACUGACACAUGAACUACAAAAAUCUAAGGAACUAGUCCAGGAGAAACAAAAUGCCUUUUUGUCUCUUCAGGAAAAAAUUGAAGCACAGUGUGAACUAAAAACUGAGUUUAAUGCAGCUCUUAAUGAAAAAGAAGAAGUUAUUGCCAAACUGCUUAAUUCUGUGAAGGAGAAGGAUUCCAGUCUACAGCUGGCAAAUGAAAACAUGAGUGUUCUUUCUAAAGAGAUUGAGAUUCUCAAAGAAGAAUUAGAGAAAAGUGGUGCAACUAUGAAAAACCUUACUAAGGAAUUUCAGGAAAAAAAUGAAAGCUUUAGUACUAAUCAGAAGAAAAUCGAUUCUUUGACAGUUGAGCUUGAGAGUGUAAAAAGUGAACACCGUAAAGCACUAGACCAAAUAAGUACAUGGAAACAAGAUUUACAGCAAAAAGAAUUGGCUGUGGAGUCUCUGCGUAUGACUUGCACUGAACAGGCAGAUAAUAUAGCAUGUCUAAAGUUGGAGCUGAAUAAUGUAAAUUCCAAAUCAUCUCAAGACAGCCAUGAAAGUGCACUUUUAAUAGGUAGUCUGCAACACCAAGUAGAGUCUUUAUUGAAUGAAAAAAAUAUGUUACAAGAAGAUGCUGCUAAACUCAUGGCUGAAAACACACAACUUAUUGCAUCUCAAAAUCAUUUGGAAAAGAAAUUGGAAGAGCUUCAAGAAAGGAAUGGAAAACUAGAAGCCAGUGAGAAUUACUCAAGAAUGCAGAUAGAUGCUGUCCAACUGCAGAUGAAGACUGAAAAAGAGAAGUUACAGAUGCAGGUUAGUGUGAAGGGUGAAGAACUCUCUAAAUUAGGGCUUAAAUUUGAAAAUCUAGAGCAAAAUCUGCUUGAGUCAGAAAACAAAUGGGUGAUGGAACUUGAUAGGGCAACUUUAGAAAUUAAAAAUCUUACUGAGCAAUUGAACCAUUUAGAAAAUGAAAUGAAAUCCAAGGAUAGCAAAAUCCAGUAUUUACAGGAGGAACUUGAUCUUACCAAAGAGGAAAUAACUCAAAGCUUAUCUCCAUUACUUAAUAGUAGACUUUUAUGUAAAGAAAAGAAUGUGCAGACUUCAGAUUCUGAACUGCUGCUAACUGAUGGUAAAAUACAAUUGGAAAAAUUCUCCUCUCUGAUAUCCACUAUUUUGAGCAAAGAAGUAGAAAGAGAACAAUUGCAUCUGGUUCUUUUAGAAAAAGAGAAAGAAAUAGAUGUCCUAAAAGAUGAAUUAAAAAGUAUGCAGUCACUUGAGAAAGAGAAGGAGCUGCUACAGAAUGAUAUUGAUAAAAUGAAGGGUACCUAUGAAUCUGAAAUUAAAUGCCUAUCGCAAGAAAUUGUUGCUGUCAAGGAAACUUUAUGUAAACAACAGUCUCUUGUGCAAGAAAAGAAUAGACAGAUUGAAUUUCUUCAGGAUGAGAUAAAUAAAUCAGAAGAAAUAGUAAGAACCAGUCAAGAAAAACUGCACGUUGACAGUAAAAAAUUAGCAAGUCUCCUUGAAGAAAUGGGAAGAAAAGAUCAACUCAUAGAAGACUUAACUUCACAGGUAAAUCAGCAAAAGGAUUUAAUUUCUGGUCUAAGCCAGCAAAUGAAAGAAAAGGACUGUUCUGUUACCCAGAUCAUGGAAUCAUUGUCUAGUGAAAUGCUGAAUUUUUCUGAAGAGAGGAAUACACUAAGCAGCAAACUGCAGGACCUCGAGUCUGCUCAUAAUCAUUCUGUAGGAGAACUAAAUAGAGUGUUGCAGGAACUUGAGGACUGUAAGAAAGAACUGGAGCGUAGUCAGGUUGUGUUAAGCAACAGAGAAGCUGAUUUUAAAGAUAUAAUGAAAGAAAAGGAGGAGAUGCAUCUUAAUCUUGAGAAACUUGGCAAGGAAAAAGAGAAUCUGAAGAAGAAACUUCAAGCAGCAUUGAUAAUAAGAAGAGAUCUAAUGCAGAAAGUUGCAAAACUAGAGAAAAGCGGGCAGGAAGAAAUAGAGAAAGAGAAAGGAAAAAGAGAGGAGUUGUUGAAGAAAGUUGAGGAGUUAACAGACAAGCUGAAACUAGUUGAAGAUCAAAAUAAAGAUUUAGAGACCUAUCUUGGAACUCUGAAGCAACAGGUUAGAGAAAAAGAUGACAAAAUAAUUGACUUGAAUGAUAUCUUGUCAGCAAAGGCCGCUUGUUUAGAGGAACUUAAGGCCAAUAUUACAGAACUAAAUGCUGUCAUUGCUGAAAAACAAAUUAUCUGUGAGCAGAACCUAAAAUCUUUAGAGAAAAAGGAUAACAUGCUUGCUCAUAUGCAAACUAUGCUUGAUGAAAAAGUAAGUGCAUAUGAAGAGAAACAUUCUCAGCUCUUAGUAGCUCUUGAAAUGAUGAAGCCUGAAGUUAAGAAUGAAGAACUGUUGAAAAAUUCCAGUUCUGGAGAGCCCAGUGCCUGGGACAAGAAAAAGUGUUUGAACUCCAACAAUGAAAUUAGUGUAAUUCAGUUAAAAAAAGAAAAAGAAGACUUACAGAGGGAUCUUUUGGUCAGGGAAGAAGAUGUAAGAAUAUUUCAGAAUGAGGGGGCAGAGCACACUAAACUUGCAGCAGAUUUUGAUGAACAAAAACACUUGAAGCACGUCAAACAAGAGCAUAAAGAUCUUCAAAGAGCAUGUAAAGAGUUUGACUUGAAUCAAUUAGAAAAACAUUUUGGGAAAGAGCUUGUUUCUCCUAAGGAAGAAGGAGAAGAAGAAAGUGACCUGGAGAAUUUGGAAUCCAGCAAAUCAAGAAACAAGGUUCAGGCUGCAUCCUUUGAAGGGUCAGAAAGCCUAAUCACUGUAGUGACAAGUAAAGAUACUGAAUUGGAAGAACUAAGAAAUAAUUAUGCAAAGCUUCAGGAGGAAACAGAAAUGUUAAAGGAGGAGCUGAGAAAAAUAUUAGUUGAAUUUAGUGGUGGUGGAGAAAAAGCAGUCGACUUAAACUCCAUGAGACAACAGAAGCAGUACCAGGAACAAUGUAAAGAUAACCUUUUGGAGGAUAUAAAGCAGCUGCAGAAAAAGCUGAAAACAUUCUUGGCUGAAACUGCAGACAUGAAGAUGGUGCUGGAAUGUGUAAAUAAUGAGAAAGAAACACUUGUUAAAAAAAAUGAGGAGGAUUACAGGGUGAGCCAGGAAAAACUACAGAAACUGAGAACGGAAGCUAAUAAGGAAAUUGCAGAAAAGAACGAGGAAAUAGAAACAUUGCAUUCUUCACUUAAAGAUUUGAAGGAGAAACUUGAUCUUGAAAAGGAAUUGUUAAAAGAAGCUGUAAAGGAGGGCCAAGAAGUCGAUGGUUACAAAGCAGCAUUUGAAGAAAUAAGGAAUGAAAAAGAGAAGCUUGUUCAUCAUUUAGAGGAGUCCAAUUUGGAACUAAUCAACAUGAAAAGGGAGUUAAAGCAUGUCAGUCAAGAAAACAAAAAGCUUCUGACGGAACUUUGUUUGCUACGUGAGAAGGCUGAGAUAAGUACUCCUGCAGUGUCAAGUAAAGAGUGUAAAGAAGAAAAUGAUACUGAAAAAGAACUGGUAGAGUUUUCUUCAGAAAGUGGUUUUCUUCAAGGAAGAUUACAAAGUGAAGGCACCUCUUUUCAACUAUCUAGGACUGGUUACUCUGGGAAAACUAAUCUAAAAGAAGCAGCAGACAAUAAAACCCAGAAAGAAAUGGAAAUGGUUCAAGAGCCACUUGCAAAAACCAUUAAUGUAAGUGAUUCUAAACCACAAGGACAAAGGACUACAGCAGAAGAGAAGUCCAAAGACCACCUUCAAAGAAAAUUACAAGCAGCUUUAAUAUCACGUAAGGAAGCUCUGAGAGAAAAUAAAUAUCUAAAAGACCAGAUUGAUAAGCUCUUAUUGGAAAGAGAAGAACUGGUGAACAAGACAAGUUCGCUUGAACGCUUGUUAUUAGAGCUUGGUAGAGAAAAACAGAGUUCAAAUACUGUUUCUCCAUUGUCUGAAGAGGAGAGCCUUGUUUCAGAAAAUGCUAGACUGUUGGCUGAAAAUGAAAACCUAACUGCUGCUUGUGAAAGUCUUAAAUCUACAAUGGAGACAAUAGUUCAGGAAAAAGAGGCCUUUUCUUUCCAGCUAAAUACCUUAAAAGAUUCUCAGACAGUUGAAUUAACAGGUUGGAAGGCUAAACACAGUGAAUUAAAGCAAGAGUAUGAAUCCCUCCUUCAGGCCUAUGAGAAUAUCAGUAGUAAAAUAGCAGAUAUGAGGCAAGUUAUUGAUGUCACUAGAAAAGAGAAACAAGAGGUAAUUCAGAGACUCAGGGAAGGGGAAUCUGAGAAGGAGGCUCUUGAGAAACAUUUUCAGAAACUCGCUGAUGAAAAUGAAGUUAUUAAGGAUCAGCUGAAACAACUCCACGAGUCCAAGAAAUUGGAAGUUGAUGAACUACAGAGUAAAGCAAACAAGCAGAUAUGUGAACAAGAGGCAAGAAUUGAAGAACUCCAGGCCCGUCUUCACGAACUCACUCAACAGAAUAAUCAGCUAAUGGAGGAAAAUGAGCAGCUGAAACAAACUUCCGAGAACUUAAAGCAGGCUUUAGAAAAAAUUCAGGAUGAAAAUGACAUCCUUCAUAAUAACAUCACUGUAACUAAAGCAGCUCUGGGAGACCUCCAAGUUCAAAUGGAAGUGUACCAAAAUGAUAUGCAAUCUAAAAUCAGAGGUGCACUAUAUGAGAAUGAAUCACUGUUAACAGACAUUAAUGUGUUAAGGGAUAAACUUUCUGAAAAGGAGCAAGAAAGAAAAUUAAUUUCAGAAAAGGUGAAAGAAACUGAAAAGUCUUUGGACUAUAAAAAUCAUUGUAUCACAAAGCUGGACAUGGAGUGUAAAAAUCUUACACGAGAAAUUGUUAGUCUAAAUGAAAAAGUUAAGAUUUUAGAAGAUGAUAAAUGUCUCUUACAGGAGGAAUUAGAAAAUGCACAAGAAAAUUCUUACAAAGUAAAGAAUGAGAGGGAAUUCCUUGAGACAGAAUUGCUUAAUCAUAUUAAAGAGGUUGAUCAUCUUACUGAUACAGUGAAAUCAGCACAAGUGCAGAAUAAUGUGCUGUUACAGCAACUGGAAGAAUUAAAGGCAGAGAAGUGUAAUGUGAUUAGAGAAAAAGAAGAACAGCAGUUACAACUAAUAAAGCUGUUUGAGGAGAAGGUAAAAUGUGCACAGAGAGAUAAUAGUGGAAAUAAAAAUCGAACAAAAGAAUUACAAGAGCUCUUAAAGGAGAAACAGCAGGAGAUCAACCAUUUGCAAAAGGAUUCUAUAAAAUUCCAGGAGCUGAUCCUGGAUUUGGAAAGGUCUGUGAAACUAUCACAGUCAAAAAAUGAAAAAUUUGAAAAAGAUUUGAGUAAUAUGUCAGAAAAGCUUACCAAAUCAAAUGAAGAAAUAUGCCAUCUCAAUGAAAAGCUGUCUUCACAGGUGAACUUGUUGGAUCAGUCAAAGAAAGAAGUAGACAGGCUUACAGCUGAGAAUCUUAAUUGGAGAAAAGAACUUCAGAGGAAAGAAGAUGAACUAGAAAUCCAGAAGAGAGAAUAUGUGACAGAAUUGGAGCUAAAUCUUCAACAAUUAAAAUUGAUUCACAAGGGAGAAUUUUUGAACCUAGAGGAAAGACACAGUGCCAUUCAGAGAGAAAAAGAUAGGGCAAUUAGUGAGAUUCGAGGAUUGCAAGAGGAGGUUAACUUUAAGGACUCUGAAAACAGGAAGCUUCAGGCAGAUUUGAAUGCAGCUUUGGCACGCUUAGCUGCUUUUGCAAAGUGUAUGUCCUCUCUUCAAAAUGACCGGGACAGGGUAAUCACUGAAAUGAAAACCUGGGAAUCACAGUUCAAAGAGGCCAUCCAGAAUAAAGAGAUACAAAUAGAAAACAGUAAUAAAAGAAUAAUGUCCCUACAAGAUGAACUGAAAGACAAAAUGACUCAAAUUCAGGAGCUGAAUAUCAAAUAUUCUAUGGGAGAGAAAACAAGGGAUGAACUGUAUUUAAGGCAAAAAUCUGCUGAUGUUCCAUGGCGUGAAGAGCUCCGCAGAAUAAAGGAAGAAAAUAUACUUUUUUUUAAUAGGCAGCAAGAGUUGGAGAAUGCUCUUCAGUCAAAAGAAGAAGCUUUGCAAGCACUUCUUAAAGAAAAUAAUUCUCUUAAUCAUCUCAUGGAGAAUAGUAAAAGUUCCGGAAGAGAGAUAAAAGUCCUGGAAAGUAAUUUUACAAGACAAGAACAAGAACUGCAAAACCUUCUUGCUGAAAAGGAAAAAAUUCAUGCUGAGUUGAAAAAGCAGGUUGCCAUUUCUGAGCAAAUGAAAAUCAUGUUGAAUAAUAAAGAUAAAGAAAUUUCCUUACUCAUUUCUUCAAAAAGUGAUGGAAUUUCUGACUAUCUGAUUCAGGUACAGACUGAACAUAGAGAACAAAUCAAAGAAUAUGAGCGUCAGCUCCAGUCGCUGCAGAGGGAGAGAGAACAGUCUGAGGAGUCCUGUCAGAAGUUGGAAAAUGAACUGAGAAAUCUCAAGAUGAAAGCAGAUAAGGCAGAUCAAGACAAGGCUGCAAUUGCCAGUGAACUAGAUGCUUUUAAGAAAUCAAUGUCAUCUCUUCAGAAUGAUCGUGACAACCUUUUUUCUAAAUACAAAGAGUUGGAGAAUCUUCACCAAAAUGUCAUAAAUCAACGGGACGAUCUUAUAGCUGGCAGUGCAAGUGAGAAUAAUGCGUUGAAACAAGAAUUAAGAGUACUACUUAAUCAGAUAGAUGAUCUUCAUUCUGAAAACGCAAUGCUAAAUGCCCAGUUAAUAAAGUAUAGGGAAGAUCUCAACCAAGUUUUAUCUCUGAAAGAUCAUCAGUUAAAAGACUUACUUAAGCAGAAAUUGGAUUUCAUUAAAGGCCUUGAACAGGAAAAAUAUGAUCUUCAGAAACAAAUCAAAGAGGUGCAACUGUCCAGCCAACUGCAAAAUAAUACUGUUGUAUCUUUGGAACAUGAAAAUAAAAAAUUAGUAUCUAAAGUAAAUGAUUUAGAAUCUUUAAUUGCAUCAUUAAACAAAGAGAAAAUUAUUUCUGAAUCUGGAGAAAAACUGCUAACUAGUGGUAGCAUCCAGAAAAAAAAAAGUUCAUCCAAUGGACUGUAUGGAGAAAAAGUUCUGAAGAUUGAUGACCUCCAGAAAUCACUAGGCAGAAAUACUAAGGAUGCAGAUGGGGAAUACAGUAAGGCAUUUCAGACAGUUGAGCAUGGAUGUGAACCUGGUGCUUUUACAGAGAUGAUAGUAGAAGUUCAAUCUCAGAAUAGAGAGCUGAGAUCUCAGAAUGAGGCCUUUGGCAAAGCAAUGACUGCUCUGCAAAAUGAUAGAGAUAGGAUAAUAGAGGACUUAAAUAUACUUCAGAGCAAAUACACAUCAGAACUCAAGUCUGAAAAAAAGAAAGGAGUUGAACUUGAAGCUGAAUUGGGUAGCUUUAAAUCCCAUCUUGUCAGUAUACUCAAGGAAAAUGGUCUUCUGAAAAAGAUACUUUUUGAUCCUGCAAAUAUGGUUACAGUUGAUCAGAUUGCUGAUGAAAUUGAAAAUCUCUGUAGGACGUUUGUCACCCGUGAGCUGGAGAUUAGCAGGCUCUCAUCUGAAUGUGGGAAUUAUGUUCAGCAGAUUGAAGCGUUUUCCAAGGCUAUGGCCAGUCUUCAGGAUGACCGAGACAAAUUGCUGCAGGAACUCAGCAAGCAGAAGGUAGCUUCUGAAACUAAACAGGGGGGCACAGCUUCAUUUCCCAUUGCUUGCAACAGCAUCAAUGAUAUAAAUUAUUUUAAAAGUAAUUUGGAUGUGCCUCAGAUCGAUAGGGAAAGAUUGGCUAAAGAAGGAGCCAACCUUGCAGCUGUUGAAAUAUCAAAACUGAAGGCCAAGGUUGAUGAUUUGGAGAAGGCACUGCACCAGACAAAAGCCUUCCAAGCAGAAACUGAGAGGGAGAUUGCAUCAUACCAGAGUGAACUUGCUGGAUUGAGGAUGGAAAAGAACCUCCUCCUCUCAGAGUCCCAAGCACUGCGAAAUCAAUAUCAAAUGACAGUUGCUGAGAAAGACCGUCAGAUUGCAGAACUGCAGAAGCUGCAAGAAGACAUCAUUGUUAAGAAAUCAAUCUCCACUGGCAACAUUUACCCAGUCAAGGUUUUGGAAACUGCCUCCCUUGUUGGAGGUGCAGACACCCCUGAGGACGUCAAGCAUGUGUUGGCUGAAAGAAAUCGUCUUCAGAAUGAGCUACAGCGCUGUCUUCAGGAGAUGCACCAGAAGGAUCUGCAUUUACAUCAGAUUAAUUCAAAGAAUGUGCAGUCAGCAGAAGAGAACGCUGUGUUGUCUGCCCAGCUGAAAACUCUGUCUCAGACUCUAAGGGAUAAUCAGCUUCGUUACACUGAUUUGCAGAAUCGUUAUUUAAGACUGGAGAGGGAAUAUCAAACAAUGCAGGUGACAUCCUUCCAGGGCACCAUUCAGGAUGAAACUAGAGCAGAAGUUCCCCCUGGAGCACCACAGGAAAGAUCUGCAGUUAUUGUUGAAAUAGACAAUAUGGAGCUAAGUGAACUCAGAAAAAGGCUUGCAGACACUGAGCAACAAUAUGACUCAGUGCAGCAGGCUCUCUCACAGCUUACACAAACACUAGCAGAAGAAAAGAGAAGGAGAGAAGCUGCAGAAGAAGCUCUUGGACUCUCUGAAGAGCUAAGUAACAGAGUUGAAGUCAGUAGUUACAGGUCUGUACCUAGCGAAUACACUAUUCGAAUGGAAACAGAGGAGGAAAGAGAAGCUUUAAUCAUCAGUCCUAGUGAACAUGUUACUGUAAGAAAGGUGAAAAGAGGAGCCCUUUCCUUCAGAAGAUGGCUUCGAGGACGAAGUCUUACCUGUUCUAAGCUGCUGACCUCCAGAGCAAAAUCCCGCUAUUUAUUCCUUACAUACCUGGUUACACUACAUCUUAUUGUUUUAUUGUGCCUCACUGGUGUUCUCUGAGUACACUGCAUUUUCUGAGUAAAUUAUUUUCUUAUAGGUAAUGGUGUGCCAAUUCAAGAUAAUUUUUCACAUGCUGCUGUUGAGCUAUGCACUGGACACAGUUGUAUAUAUUCUUGUUACACUAUAUGAAUCUUGAGCUUCUUGUAAGAAAUUUAUGUAUAUCACAGUUGUCCCAAAGUUGACUUGAAUUGCUCUUUAACAGUGGGGUAUUAUAUUUGCUAAGGAGAAAAUAUUGCCCUCGUUUGCCCUAUAAAGAAACUGCUGCAUACAAGUUAUUUAAUAUUGCUUGUGAGUACAUAAUGAAUGAUUACUACUGAAUGGGUUGUAAAUGAUAUCUUUUCUAAAUAAAUUUUAUUUUAAGAGUUGAACUAUACAGUUUAAAGGAAUAUUCAGCUAUUACUGUCUAUUGGCUUCUUGAUUACAACAGGGAGUUCUAAAGAGUGCAAUAAAGAAAGAAGAACUGGA